UCUCCAAGCGGUGGAAUUACAGACAGGUGCCGAGCGCAGCCCAGAGAUAUCCGGAAGUAUCUUGGUUCCAAGAACUGUAUGUGAACUAGAAGUGCCAGUGGUUGGUACGUAUAGGAGUCAACAAACGUAUCUUCGCAACAUUUUAACAACAUUUUGAAUGCUCAUUUAGUGGUUUCACGGCCUGACUUGCAAGAUCUCCCCCAUGGUAUGGUUAGAUCCCCACUGUAAAAAGCUGUGAACUGAAGUAACAAGUCCAUGACUAGAAGGACAUCUCUCUCGAUCAUCAACAUUACAGGAUACACAACAUCCGCAGCCGCUGGAUGACUGUAUCCCUCAGAGUGUACGUUCGGACAACGAGCUCAGACUACAGGAAACGAGGUGUUUGACGUCACGGCUCGAAAAGUGGGGAGCCCUCGAUCAUCAUCGAAACCCUAAGCCCUGGAUUGCGAGCUACACAUAGUAAUGUGUGUUUACAGGUGUCCCUAGUGAUAGGCUAUAACAACAACAAAAAUGUGCGUAGCGGUAGCAGCGUCAUUAACCAUCAGCUGACCUCUGACCUAUGUUUUGGAAGUAACUCCUGGAGAGGCUGUCAACGAUUUUGGGGGUUUUGUUUUAGGGGGGAGACCUAACGAGAGGAGAAUUAUUAAUUAAACUUUAAAGAUGGUCUCUCACAUACGCUUGGAGAAUACUCAGAACUAUAAGCAGCAGAUAUGCCUGUCAUUUAUGACUGGGUUUUACGGCUGCCGAUGGAAGAGGUAUCAACGGUCGACAGAACCGACUACAAAGUUCGAGAAGGCAUGGGUGUUAAUGCUGGCCUUGUCAUUUGCCUUAAUUGUAAUCUUUCUAUACUACUGGGUCAUGGCACAGAAUGACAUCGCUUAUUUCAACGGGUAUCUCUAUUAUUACAUUGGAACGUGGUUCGAUUGGUUUAUGCUUUUCUACGUUUUGACAAUUUUGACACUCAUCUACUUAGGAAUACUUUUGGCGUUAGUGAUAGCUCACUGUGUGACGGGGCGCCAGCUGUAUCUUCACUGGAUCCAUAAGAUACCAGUCGUAUUAGUACUUAUUAUGUGCAUCGUUGCUGUCAUUCUACUUGCUGAACUCUGGAAGUCGGAAUGGAUCCUAGUUGCCCUAACGUUGCAGGUUACGGCACCCAUAAUUCAAAUUGUUGCCAUAGUGAUUCUGACAAUCAUAGCGUGGCCUCUUGCUAGCCUGUGGUGGAGGGAUCAUAAUAUAGUUCACCGAUGUGUGUCCCUUUCGUUGUUCGUCAUCCUUCUAUUAUUUGUGUAUCUGAGUCCACUAUUAAUGGAAGCGCCGUGUGUUCUGCAGACAGCAGACCUUCCAGUCAAACCUCCAAUCAUAGCUCAUAAAGGAGCAGAACAGAUUGCUCCAGAAAACACAAAGAUUUCUUUCCAAACAGCUGCUAACUAUUCAGUCUAUGGCUUUGAAUCGGAUGUUAGAAUCAGCUCGGAUGGUGUGCUGUUCUUAAUGCAUGACAGCACGCUAACCAGGACUACCAAUGUGCAUGAAGUAUUCCCAAACAGAACUAAACAUAGAGCAGAGAGCUUCACGUGGACAGAACUUCAGAAGCUUGACGCCGGCUCUUGGUUUCUUAAGAGUGACCCGCACAACAAAUUAAAAUACGUUCCCGAAGAAACGAGGAAGAAAUUCAUCGGGCAGAAAAUCCCAAGUUAUAAAGAGUUUCUUGAGUUAGCUGUGACGUACAACAAGACGAUUGUGUUCGAUCUAGCUCAACCACCAGCGGGACACCCAUACUAUGUUGGGGAUGUUGUGGAACUUGUGGCUAACAUCACGUUGCAGUCCGGAAUCAGACAGGAACAGGUCUGGUGGCUGUCGAAUAUACAGCGAAAGUGGGUGAAAGAGAAAGCUCCUGGGUUUAUCUUCACAGCAGAAGGCAGAUACAGUGUAGGGACAUUACUUGAUGAGGAUAUACAUAAUGUCAAUGCUGAGUAUACCGAGGUCAACCAUGAUGACAUAAGAGAAUAUGCAGAUAAUUUGAUAACGACCAAUAUUUACGUAAUCAAUACGCCGGGAUUGUAUUCCAUUUAUUGGUGUGUUGGAGCACAUACCGUAACAACCAGUGCUUGCCAAGAUUUAUCUCAUAUUCAAGCACCGGUCUGGCAUAUGACACCGACUGCGUUUCUGAUAGUGAGUACCGUACUUGGAAUAGCUUCAGCUGUGUGCAUUGUCGUCAUUUGUGUCAUUCAAAGAUGUCGUAAUCCCGUAAGAGACGACAAUCCAGAAUCCAUAUCCCUGCAUUCUCCGCGGCAUUUCACAGGAGGAAGCACCACCAAGAAAAGCGACCGCGAAUUACUCUAUCGUACAAAUGAAGACACGAUGUUUAAUCCUGCGCAUACACCGGGUAAAGAUGUCCAGAUGGAAGAAGAACCACCUGUUUAUCAAGACGAUCUUGAUGCAAUGGGAGUGAGUUCAACAAGUGGAGUAGCCAAUCUUCAUCAAGAGGUCAAAAUGCAGUUAGAAUGAAGGGCCAGAUGAGCUCUUCCAGUCAGGAGUCUUACUCCAACUGUGGUUGGAGGUCAGUGUACAGCGUCAUUUGUGGUAUGUCUGGUCUGAGGAAGUACGUGCUUUAUUAAGGUAUACAGUUUACAAAAAAUACAUUUCUUGACCAAUACAGACUUCAUAUUGAAAACCAUUUCCUUAAAGAUGUGGAAGUUCUUGGUUUUGUACCUCGGAGAAGAGGUAUUUCAUGGGUAUCAGCUGUCAAGACUUUGCUCUGUACUUAUUUAAAUUGAUGAAGAAUGUCGAGAAAUCUUAUUGUAUUCUUAGACUUUGUUGUCUAUUUUUGGCUUGUGCACAUGCACACUUGACCUAGCUAAGAGGUUGCAACGCUUUUUAAUGCAACGAUUUUACUUCUUUGGUAAAAGUAAAUAUACUUAAAUCAUGCACAUGUAAUCUUGAUCUUAGAUGUCAAAUAAUAAAUCAUUCUAUUCUGAAGAUUCAUUUCGGGUCAUAGAAUGGGAAAUACCCCAAAAGUUUAUUACCAGACUAAAUUGGUAAGAGGCACUUUGAUAGUUUGAGAUAUUUGGAGAAAUUAUUUUUACGAAAUUAAUAUAUUGUUUGGAUGAACAAUGUGGCCAGAGAUGCGGUUGGUACCGGCUGUGACCUCGCUAAAUAUGAUGGAUUCGAUGGUCCUUCAAAAAAUAUUGUUACAGUUUUCUUGCUGUUUUCGCGGCAAGUAAAACACUGUAUUCACCUGAAACUUUCACAUGUGACUUUUCUUGUAUCUUUCUUUUUAAUAUUGCUUAUAAACCAGUAUUACAUUGUCAAAAGAUAGUCUUUGAGUAUGACCCUACUUUUGAUUAAUACACAGCAAUACGUAUUCCAUUGAACGCUAUGUAAUGUAUCAAGUAUUGAUUUUAAAUCAAUAGUUAUUGACAAAUAAGGAGACUGAAUUACUUCUCUAGAUGUGAACCUGGGACAAAUUGAAUGAACCAGUUUCGUUUUUAUGCAAAGGUUACAGGCUCGAAUUCAACAAAAACGGAUCAUACUUGCAAAAUGACUAAAAGUUAUGCAGUUUUCCCAUGUUUUGUAUGGCAAGUUUAUUGUUUAUUAAAUAAGAUGAAUAUAUGUUUGUCUAAGAACCAUUGCAACACUUAAAUCAUUGUAACCAUGUUAACAAACUCAAUUUAUAAAAUUACUUAUUCUACUAACAAAGUUAAAAACUUGCAUUUUUUUUUUAACAGUCUAAUAAUGAUACAUUAUUGUGAAUAAAGAAAAUAUUAAUUGUUUAAAAAGUCAAAGCACUAUCAACAUAGCUGAUUACUGCACAAAAUUUCCUCCUGUUUUCAACAAAUCAUCGUCAACAUAAAUCUUAAUAAUUGUAGUCUUACUUCUUCCCAGUGCUUUUCAAAUUGUUCUACAACCACUGAUUCCAUUUUAUUUUGUUUACACUUUAAACAUAGAUUUUUUGUCUCUACUUUUCUCCAUUAUCUUUUUUGUUGUGGCAAGAAUGUAGUGAUGUAUUUUAGUACUUAAGUACUUCUAAUUAGAAGAUAGUCAAUUAUUUAUAGUUGUUGCGGGGUCAUACGUGGCAAUCUCUUUUGGGAUGGGUAUCUGGACUCUCGUACACUAAAUCUGAUUAAUUUAAAGACACUGGAAACUAUUGGUAAUUGUCAAAGACCAGUCUUCUAACUUGGUGUAUCUCAACAUAUGCA
Molecule: messenger RNA, 4196 nt
Organism: Asterias rubens (European starfish)
Lineage: Eukaryota; Metazoa; Echinodermata; Asteroidea; Forcipulatida; Asteriidae
Product: glycerophosphodiester phosphodiesterase domain-containing protein 5-like
Exons: 15
Coding region: 661-2505 (614 amino acids)
Biological process (GO): lipid metabolic process
Cellular component (GO): membrane
Molecular function (GO): glycerophosphodiester phosphodiesterase activity
Source: RefSeq, a predicted model, not a curated record